GGUUACUCACGUCUUCAGUUAGACGGACUAGUAACCGUAAUUGAAUUGGUAUAAUUAACCAUAGUUGGUGUACCGAUAUUUAGGAGGAUGUAUUAAUAUUAAAUUUUCAUUAUCAUACGACAUUCUUUUCUGCAGCGGGCCGCAUACUCGUAGAGCAACAACUCAUGGAGAUGAAAAAUGUUACUAAUUAGGUGCAAGAUUUGCUGGCACACGCCCCGGCCAGAUAGCCAGUCUACUGACAAAAACAAUAUGGAUGGACAUGGCAGUUACAUAUCUCAUAAGCACAUGGAGAAGAGAUUCGUUUGGUGGCAGAACCGUGCUGAGGAACUUAUGUAUAACGGAAGAUGUGAUCAGAAAUGUGGAGUAACAAUUGAUUAGCACCUACGACGUCGACGAAAUGAAAGUGCUGCUGCUGUUGCUGCCUCUGCUGUUGUGCACGGAUAGAUCAGCAGUAUAUAGAUCACUUCUAGUAGCACCUUUUGCCCGGGAAUCUGGGUCAUGAAAAAACGAAAUCACGAACUCGGGCUCCAGGGAGUCGAAUAAAACCAUUCCAACUGUAGUACAUCGUGGUAUUCGAGAACUUCGCGCGACGCGAUAAGGUGCCAUUUCGGAGCUCCUACCAGUGGAUAUGACGAGUGUAUAGCCCUAAUAACUACUUUUCAUUAGAGGCUAAGUGUUGAAAUUAAUCAUUUACUCGUAUGAUAGUGUCCUGAAGUGUGCGAAGAAAUACAGAUACAGACACAGAUACCAUAUUUAAGUAUGAGAGUCGAACGCGCUAGGUGGGUGCUGCUGGCGUGUGUUGUCCUUUUCUUUGGCUGUGAACAGGUUCGGGCAUACUCUCAAGUGUUGAUCACUGGCGAUCAGGGACCACGGAUAUUCAAGGCCUUAAAUACGGAUCUGAUAUUCCCCAAAACCUUCAACUCCAGUGAGAAUGUCUUCUCCACCACUGAGGCGCCAGUGGCGACUUCCUCCUCCACAACAACGAUUCCGCCUAUUCCCUACAACCAUCAACCGGAGCCGGUCGCGGAGACAACCAGUUCACCCGUUUUUGUCACUCCCUUGGGAGCGACCGAAGAGAAGGAAUCAAAUGCUGCUAAUGAGGAGCUCCAUCCCGAGCCGAGUAUCGAAGGUGCCUCCACAGGACGGGCCGUCGAUUAUCGGACAGCCUAUCCCUUUGGUCAGCUAAUAACCCCCUUGCUAAAGGCCCAGCAAUACAGCUCCCGACCUGCACAGACUCGCAUCUAUCCACAGGAAAGUCCCUCCCGGUACUCGUCUUCCUCAUCACGGAACCCGAGUCGCUAUCCGGCUGCGAAGCCCUAUUACAAGAAAGGAAUCAGCGACCGCUUCACUCCCGGUGAGAGCACUGCCGCUGGUCUUUUCAAGGGGCAGCACAAACACAAUCAUUCCCAUGGCCAGGAUGGCAAGGUUGCCUCUGGUUCCAAUUCGGUGCCUUCAUAUGUCCCGCCAGGAGAUGCUUACUCCUUUCCGCCCCUGAACACAAAGUAUCCGUCGCCCUCCCAGGACCCAAAGGCGGCCUUGCCAUCGGAUACCGUAACAAGCUACUUACCUCCCGCAUCGGGUGGCCUGAGCAACGCUGGCUAUGUCUAUCCGGGACCUCCAAUGCCGGCUUCCACUGGCUACAAGUACCCUGGGCCUCUGGUCGGAGGUAAUGGGGAUAAGGAUGCAGCCGCGAGUUCUCCCAGCGCGACUCCGGUAGCAGAUGAUGAUCAAGGAAGUGAUGAUGUGAUUGGCGUAUUGCCCGCCAGUGCCAUGGAUAAUCUGCCAACAAAGGAUCAGGAUGGAAAGGAUGCUGGGGAUGCCGAUGGAGGGGACGCUAACAGUGGAGGCGAUAUGGGUAUGCCUAACACUGGAGAUGAUGGGGGAGAUAACGGUGAUAACGCACCUCUUCCUGCCCUCCAUAAUGACGGAUCGCAUGGAAACGAUGAUCACAAGUACGAUCCCAGCAUGGAGUACGCUACUCCCCCGCCUGGAUGGCUUGAAUCUCACCCUGAAUCGGCGGCUCCCAAGCCGGAAGAUCACAGUCACGAUCAUGACCACAUUCCAGACCAUGAUUCCAUACACGAUCACCACCACGGUCAUUACCCGGGACACUUUGAUUAUCCACUCGCCUCCUAUCCAGACGACACCUAUCCCGAAGUUCUCUACGAUGAUCACCCGCACCAUCACCAUCACGUUCACCACCCACCGCCACCUCCUCCUCCUCCACCACCCCCACCACCACCUCCUCCAACUGAGCCCCCACCACCACCACCGCCGCCAGAGCCACGUGUCAAGAAGUACAGUUACUUCUACAUUGGCCGCAAGCUCUGGUACAUCCCUCUGUACUUUACGGUGUGGUUCAGCUUCUACAUUCUGUGGCUGAUCAUCAAGUCCAUUGGACGGCACAAGGUCAACCUGCCAAACCACUACGUUUCGCGGCGCAGUGCGCCGGACUACUUCACCGAACAGGGCCGAGAUGAAUACAUCAAUAACAUGACGGUUAAGGUGCUCGAACACAUAGAUAGCUUUAAGCAGAAAUACUUGAACUGAUAAGGGACUCUACGAAUUAUU
Molecule: messenger RNA, 2571 nt
Organism: Drosophila persimilis
Lineage: Eukaryota; Metazoa; Arthropoda; Insecta; Diptera; Drosophilidae
Product: histone-lysine N-methyltransferase SETD1A
Exons: 3
Coding region: 760-2550 (596 amino acids)
Biological process (GO): actin filament polymerization
Cellular component (GO): cytoplasm; actin filament
Molecular function (GO): actin binding; microtubule binding
Source: RefSeq, a predicted model, not a curated record